This is a messenger RNA of Passer montanus (Eurasian tree sparrow), 4595 nucleotides long. RefSeq names its product proline rich basic protein 1 (gene PROB1). The transcript has a single exon. Lineage: Eukaryota; Metazoa; Chordata; Aves; Passeriformes; Passeridae. The record is from RefSeq and is a predicted model, not a curated record. Bases 195 to 4190 code for a protein of 1331 amino acids.
GCUUGGCAUCGGCUGUCCCGGCUGGCGCUCGCCGAGUCCAUGUGAUCCCGGGCUUGCUCUGUGCCGCCGCCGGGUCCAGCCGCCGGGACGGCGAGGGAGCCAGAAGGUCGAGCCAGCGGCCCCGGCAUAGCGGCCCCAGCCCCGAGCAGGGUUCCCCGGCAGCGGCUGAAGCCCCCGGGCUCCUCCCUGCCACCAUGCCCCGCGGGAAGAGGGACCCGGUCCUGCUGUCCCCCGAGGGCGAGGGUCCCCGCGCGGCUGCGGACGGCCGGCGCUCCGCGGAGGAGGAAGAGGAGGAGGACGGACACCUCCCGGGGCUGCCCCGCGACGACCUCACCAAGAGCAUGUCGAGCUCCUCCGUGUCCUCCUACCACUCCGCCCUGUGCUCGGACGGCACGGAGACCUUCAAGGACUGCCUGGAGUUCCUGGACGAGGAGGGAUCGCCCGGCCGGGCUGCCCCGGGCCGCUGGGCUCCGGCGGGGGCCCCCGGCGUGCCCCCGCCGCCCGGCCCCCUCGCCCGCCCGCAGCGGGCUCAGCUGUCCAGCGCGGCUAAGAAUAGCCCAGCGCCGGGCCAGGGGGGCAGGAUGGGUCCCCUCGGUGGGGACCGGCAGCCUGUGCCGGCCGCGGCCGCCGGCGGGGAGCCGGCCGUGCCCCGGCAGCCCGGGGCGAUGCUCGCCGGGGCUCCCAGCGACUCGGACGAGGUGGACGGCGAGGUGCAGGCGCUGACGGCCAGGGCUUUCCGCAGCCUCUCGGGGCUCCCCGGAGCUCGCCUCGACAUGUGCAGCUCCCACACCUCCUCCAGCCUCUCCAACUCGCUGUCGGAGGACGGCGGGCGGCCGCGGCGGUGGCCGGCGGGCGCCGGGGAGCCCCGGGGCGCGGCGACGGCUCUGCACGGCAGGGUGGGCUGGCCUUUCCUCGCCGGCGUGGACGGGGAGCUGCUGGGCAAGGAGCAGUUCGAGUGCGUGGACGUGGAGCUGGAGAGCGGAGAGGCCAGGAAGGGCCACGGCAAGAAGAGGACGGUGCCCAAGCGCCAGAUCCUGCUGAAGAGGAAGGAGAGGAAGGAGACGGGCUUUGGCCCCCGGGGGGAUGGCCCAGCGCCCCAGCCCCCUGCCAGGAAGGAGCCCCCCAGCAAGGGCAGAGCCGUCGGCGAGGACUUCAGGCUCAACUACCAGCAGUUCAUGAAGGCGGCGUCCCUGGAGGCCGGCACCGACAGGACCAGGGCGGCCUCGUGCCUGGUGAAAAACGUCCUGGCCAAGAAGAUGCAGUACGAGCAGCGCAUCAAGAUGGAGCAGAAGGGGCUGCGGGGCAGCUCGACCUCCUCGGGGCCGUCCUCCGCCGGCACCGACCUGCUGGGGGAUGGUCUGGAGGGCAAGUCCAGCUCGCUGUCCCGCUCGGACUGCAGCUUCUCGGCCGAGGACCUGCGGGGCGGCGGGAUGCCGGUGCCCACGGCGGCCGCGGGGAGCUCCGCCACCACCACCCAUCCCACCAAGGGCGUGGUGCUCAGCGAGGCCACGAGGGAGACCGUCUGCAACCUGAGGAAGACGUUCAACGAGCUCAACCAGAGGAUGAAGUACCAGGAGGUGCUGGAGGGCCGCUGGCUGCCCGCGGCCACGGAGAAGCACACGUCGGAGAGGAUCUGCUACCAGCGAGCCCGCGCCUUGUUCGAGGCCCAGCCCGGGGUGGGGAAGGUGCUGGAUGUCGCUCCCCGGUUUGCGAGGGCGCCGAGGCCGUGGCCCAGCUUGAAGGAGCGAGCCAUCGGCCCCAUCCAUUCCCAAAGCCUCCCCUUCAAGGCCGAGAGCCGGGCGCUCCCCGCCGCCCCGCCGCGCCGCCCCUUCGCCUCCUCCCGGGCGCAGGAGGCGAGGGCGCUGCCGCAGAGCCAGCCGGAGAAGCCACCAGCAGUGCCCCGCCGGCCGCCCAGCCCCGGCACCAUCCCGGCACCCCGGGGGUCCCCGCCGGCCGCGCCCCCCAAGCCAGAGGAGAAGGGGAAGGGGCGCGUCCCGCAGCCCCGGGACGUGCGCAAGCUGGUGAAGAGCAGCUACAGCCUCAAGUUCGGGACUGCCGGCGCCUCCCGCGGCACCGUGGCCCCGGCGAGCAGCGGGGAGCCGCCACCAGCCACCCCUCUGGUCAUCCACUGCACCUCGGUCCGCCGGGAGCCGCCGCCGGAGCCGGCGGGCGAGGAGGUGCUGGCAGCCCCCGGCCGAGAGCCAGCCCCGGCGUGUGCCGAGGGGUCCGCAAAGGCCCCGCACAGCUCCCCCAUCAACAUCACGAGGGUCCAGGCCACGCGGAGGGGAGCGGCCCCCGCGGAGGAGCCGCCGGCGUCGCCCCCGCGCCGGGAGCGGAGCGAGCUGCGGGUGCCGCCGCGGGCCGAGCGGGUGCCGCACGUCGAGAGCCACCUGCACGUCCUGGUGGGCCGGCCGGCCCGGGAGCGCUCCCCGGCUCAGAGCAGCGCGCUGCUGCGGGCAGAGAAGACCCUUCUCCUGCCGCCCAGUCCCGCGGAGGGGGAGGAGGAGCGCGGCCGUGGCAGCAGCGGGGCGCUCCCCGCUGCCCAGGGUUCGGAGCCGCUGGGGCAGCGGCCCCGCAGCAGUGACAGCCGCGACCCCCGAGCCGGAGCCCCGGGCGGCAGCAGCGCCCGGCAGCCCGGCGGCCGGCGGGUGUCGGUGGGCAGCGGGGGCUCUGCCGGUGGCACCGGCCCCGCCGCCCCGCUCCGAGCCGGGCACAGCAGCGAAGGCUCCCCGGGGCGGCUGCCGGAGCAGAGGGAGGCCUGGGAGCACCCGCCGCAGUGGCCGGCGGCUGCAGAGCCCUACCCGCCUGCUGCCCCGGCGGAGAACUCCAACUACUUGGCAAUCCCCGAGAGAGCCCCCAAAUCCACACAGAUGCCAAAGCUGUCCUCGGUCCCCAACCCAGGCAGUGCAUCCUUUGGGACCCCCUUUGUCCCCAGCCCGGCCAGCGCCUCCUUUGGGGCUCACUCAGCCCCCAACCCAGCCAGUGCCUCUUUUGGGACCUCCAUGGUCACCAACGUGACCGGCUCAUCCUUUGGCUUCCCAUCAGCCUCCAGCCUGGCCAGCACAUCAUUUGGGACCCCUUUGGUUUCCAGCUCCAACAAGUCUUUUGGGGCCCCUCUGGUGCCCAACCUGUGCAGCACAUCCUUUGGGAACCCCUUGGUCCCAAAUGCAUGCAGCAUGUCCUUUGGGAACCCCUUGGUCUCCAAUCCAUCCAGUGCAUCCUUUGGGUCCCCACUGGUGCCCAAUCCAUCCAGCAUGUCCUUUGGGAACCCCUUGGUCUCCAAUCCAUCCAGUGCAUCCUUUGGGAACCCCUUGGUCUCCAAUCCAUCCAGUGCAUCCUUUGGGAACCCCUUGAUCCCCAACCCAGGCAGCUCAUCCUUUGGGUCCCCCUUGGUCAGCAACCCAGUCCCCACUUCCCUUGGGCAUCCACCAGUCUCCAACGUGGCCGGCUCUUUCUUUGGAUCCCCUUUUGUCCCCAACCCAGCCAGCGCUCCGCUGGGAACCGGUGCCUAUCCCCUUCCUGGUGGGGAAGUGCCCUGGGGCAAGCCCAGCCCUGAGCCCCCCCUUCCCCGACCCCCCGAGGGCUCGGCUGCUGUGGAGCCCCCAGUCCAGCCCCACCUGGAGGAUGCUCCUCAUUUCCUGAGGAGGACUGAUGGCUCCUCGCCGAGUGGGAGGAGCAGGCAGAGCCCCCCCAAGCCCUUCCCCACCGCCGUGCCUGCCCAGCGGAGGAUGCUCGUGGAUCCCAGCAGCGGGAAGUGCUACUACGUGGAGCAGCCGCGGCAGCCCCAGAUGAAAACGCUCUACGACCCCGAGACGGGGCAGUACCUGGAGGUGCUGGUCCCACCGGUGGCAUCACACACCGGGCUCUACCAGGCACCUUUCAACCCGGUGCUCAUGGCCCCGGGGGUCUAUGCCCCCUCCUACGCGUCCUACGGCGGCUUCCCGGGGCUCCCGGCGCCGCCGCCCUCCGCCCCCUCGCCGCCGCACCCCUCGCUGCCGGCUGCCGACAACCCCGGGACCCCCGGCUCCGCUCCCAAGGGCGAGGGGUCGUCCCCUGCCGGGGGUCCCGACUGCGGCUACCUGGAGAGCCCGUACUACAUCCCCACGGGCAUGCGGGCCAGCCCCGGCCCCGAGCAGCCCCCGGCCCGCGCCAGCCCUGCCGCGCCCGAGGGCUCGCUGCUCCGCAUGUGACGGGAUGGAUCCGCGGGCAUGUCCCUUCCCCUGGCCCGGCUUUGCCCAAAGUCAGCACCACCCUGGCACGGGAAAGCCUCUCUGCCCACGGCUGAGCUGGCAAAGUGCCGAGGGGUAGCGGGCACUGGUUGGACUUUACUGGCUUCUCAUGGAAACGGGGACAAAAAGGGUGUUUUCCGCUGUGAGCGCCUGGCAGCCCUAGGGGGACAUGGAGGUGUGGGCCCCGGCCAGCAAAGGGACCACAGAGGCCCUGCUUCCCCCUGUCCUGCCAGUCCCAUCCCGAGGAUGACCCGAGCUGGUUCACCCAGGGGGUGAUGGCCUGGACACCCCCAGUCCCCCCAGCCAUGGCUGCAGCACAGAUACCCCAAAAUAGUAAUAAAAAUGCUGAAACAGCUUUAAACCUGC